Ylistrum balloti is the source of this 522-nucleotide messenger RNA. RefSeq lists its product as uncharacterized. Gene Ontology annotation, biological process: DNA integration; DNA transposition. Lineage: Eukaryota; Metazoa; Mollusca; Bivalvia; Pectinida; Pectinidae. The transcript has a single exon. The record is from RefSeq and is a predicted model, not a curated record. The coding region runs from base 1 to 522 and encodes 173 amino acids. Gene Ontology annotation, molecular function: DNA binding.
AUGCCGCGAAUGUCCGAAGAUGAUAGGGAUAGGGCUAUUGCCCGAAUUCUACAGGGCCAAUCGCAACGUCUCUUCGCCAAGCAAUUUGGAGUCCAUGUGUCAACGAUAGCUCGAUUAGUUGGGCGUCUCAGGGCCACGGGAAAAUUAGCUGACCGUCCCAGGAGCGGACGUCCACGCGUUACGACGCCACGUCAAGAUCAGGGCAUACGUCUCUCACACCUACGUAACCGAUUUCAGACAGCGACGGAGACGGUAAGUCAUAUUGUAGGCACUCAUGGUCGCCGUGUGUGUCCAAGAACAGUUAGGAAUCGGUUGCGGGAGUUCAAUUUAAGGCCACGACGUUCCUACGUUGGCCCGCAACUUACACCCAGGCGACGUCAACGUCGAAUGCAAUGGCUGCGUGCACAUGCACCACAUCGGUUUCGCUUGGUCCGCUGGAGACGUGUGUUAUUCACGGACGAGUCUCGGUUCACGUUGUACAGGUCAGAUGGACGAAAAACGUUGCUAUCGACGUCGCGGUGA